Messenger RNA from Cajanus cajan (pigeon pea), 1717 nucleotides. The record is from RefSeq and is a predicted model, not a curated record. Lineage: Eukaryota; Viridiplantae; Streptophyta; Magnoliopsida; Fabales; Fabaceae.
CGCAAACAAAAUAACUGCUUCUCUCCUUUCUCUAUACUCUCUACUCUGCAUGCUCUGCUUCUCUCAAACUCAAACCAGUACCAGACCAUAGCUUAGCAUGCCUCCUCUCGCAUUCCCCUUCUUCCUCCUUCUUAUCUCACUCUCUGCUUCAUCAUCAGAAGCGGGAUCGAUCGGAAUUAACUAUGGGAGAGUGGCGAACGACCUACCUACACCGGCGAAGGUGGUGGAGCUUCUGAAGACCCAAGGUCUGAACCGCGUGAAGCUCUACGACACGGAGGCCACCGUCUUAAGCGCGUUUGCGAACUCAGGAAUAAAGGUGGUGGUAGCGAUGCCAAACGAGCUUCUCUCAAACGCAGCCGCGGACAAAUCAUUCACGGACGCGUGGGUCCAAGCGAACAUCUCCAAGUACUACCCCGCCACGCAAAUCGAGGCCAUCGCCGUGGGCAACGAAGUGUUCGUGGACCCCAACAACACCACCAAGUUCCUCGUCCCAGCCAUGAAGAACGUCCACAACGUCCACGCCUCUCUCGCAAAGCAAAACCUCCACACCGCCAUUAAAGUCUCCUCACCGCUCGCACUCUCGGCGCUUCAAAGCUCCUUCCCCGCCUCCUCCGGUUCCUUCAAAGCCGAACUCGUCGAACCGGUUAUCAAGCCGUUGCUGGAGUUCCUCCGCCAAACCGGUUCCUACCUCAUGCUCAACGCCUAUCCCUUUUUCGCAUACGCCGCCAACGCUGAUAAGAUCUCCCUCGACUACGCGCUCUUCAAGGAAAACGCUGGUGUUGUUGAUUCUGGUAACGGUUUGAAGUAUAGUAACCUCCUCGACGCACAAAUCGACGCCGUUUUCGCUGCCAUGUCAGCGCUCCAAUACGACGACGUUGGGGUCGCGGUUUCCGAGACGGGUUGGCCCUCCGUGGGGGACUCUAACGAGGUUGGAGCCAGCCCUGAGAAUGCGGCGUCGUAUAACGGAAACUUGGUUAAGCGCGUUUUAAGUGGGAGUGGGACCCCCUUGAAGCCCAAUGCCUCACUCGAUGUUUUUCUCUUCGCGCUUUUCAACGAGAAUCAGAAAACGGGGCCCACAUCGGAGAGAAACUACGGGCUGUUUUACCCCAGCGAGAAAAAGGUCUACGACAUUCCGCUGACGGCGGAGGAGGUUAACGCCUCCUCGUCCACGCCGUCCGCCGUCCAGAAGAGUCAGGUUCCGGUGAGUGGAGGCGAGGCCUCGACGACGUCGUCUAGCGGGCAGACGUGGUGCGUGGCGAGUGGCGGUUAUUCCGAGGAGAAGCUGAAGGACGCUCUUGACUACGCUUGCGGAGAGGGUGGCGCCGAUUGCACUCCCAUUCAACCCGGUGCCACGUGUUACAAUCCCAACACGCUGGAGGCGCAUGCUUCCUACGCUUUCAACAGUUACUAUCAGAAGAAGGCACGUGCAUCCGGCACGUGCAACUUCGGUGGUGCUGCUUAUGUCGUCACUCAGCCUCCCAAGUAUGGGAAUUGUGAAUUCCCCACAGGAUACUGAGUGGAUCGACGGAGAUGGAGGAAUUGCGAGCUUUUUCUUGUUUUUCAUUCUUAGGACGCGUUUAGGAUUUGAGAAAUAUGUGAUACUGUUUGUAAUAAAAUUAGUUGGGGGUUAUUGAUUUCUUUGAACUCAUUUAUUUGUAAUUAUCGCUAUUUAUUUUUUUAAUGAAAAUAAUAUAUAGAAUACUACAUUUCUUGAGAA